UUGUUCAGCCUCCGUAAUUCGAAUACCAGGGAAGGCUCAGCCCGCCCAGCGCCGCGCUCCGGGGCCCAGCGCGCGGCACACGCAUCCACCCACCCACCCACGCAGCGGCCAUGGGCAAGGACAAGCAGCCCCGCGGCCAGCACAGGCAGGGGGGGCCGGCCGCGGACGCCGCCGGGCCCGACGACAUGGGGCCGAAGACGGGCAAAGGGGCCCCCAAGCAGUGCGGGGAGGAGGAGGCCCGGACGUGCUGCGGCUGCCGGUUCCCGCUGCUGCUCGCGCUGCUGCAGCUGGCCCUGGGCAUCGCCGUGACCGUGGUGGGCUUUCUCAUGGCGAGCAUCAGCUCCUCCCUGCUAGUCAGAGACACUCCAUUUUGGGCUGGGAUCAUUGUCUGCUUAGUGGCCUAUCUUGGUUUGUUUAUGCUUUGUGUCUCAUAUCAAGUUGAUGAAAGGACAUGGAUCCAGUUCGCUAUGAAACUGUUGUACUUUCUGCUGAGUGCCGUGGGCCUGACAGUCUGCGUGCUGGCCGUGGCCUUUGCUGCCCACCACUACUCACAGCUCGCCCGGUUUUCCUGCGGAACGGCUCUCGACGCCUGCCACUGCAAGGUGCCCUCCGAGGAGCCCCUCAGCAGGACCUUUGUGUACAGGGAUGUGACGGACUGCACCAGCAUCACGGGCACUUUCAAAGUGUUCUUGCUCAUCCAGAUGAUUCUUAACUUGCUCUGUGGCCUUGUGUGCUUGCUGGCGUGCUUUGUGAUGUGGAAACACAGGUACCAGGUUUUUUACGUGGGGGUCAGAAUGUGCUCCCUCAGGGCUUCUGAAGGUCAGCAGCAAAAGGUCUAACGUUCUUGCUCACGGGUGGGAGACGAAGCAGCCCACUGCCGAGCUGAGGUCAAAAAAGAGAAAGGGAAGGAAGAAAGAGAGAAAGAGAGAGGAGGAAAAAAAAAAAAAAAAAAAAAAGAAAAAAAAAAAAACUUUUGACAGUAACUAAUAGUCACUGUUCUAAAUGAAUGUUUUUGUAUUUUUUAGGAAAUAAACACAUCUCUUCAGGUUUCUAUAAUAUUUUUAAAAACUCUUACAGGGAAAUUAACAUCCAGACUGACUUUGGGACAUUAAAAGAACACAGAACAGGGAAAGAACAGCAUGUCUAUCUUUGCCGCGUGGAGUUUAGCCCUCCUAGAGCUGUCUCCCGCUUCCUGAAAGCUGAGCAGCCCCAUGAAAACUUUUGUAAACCGAAAUGGUGUAAAGGGAGAGGCUGAUCUGUAGAAGCAAAAAAAUCUUCAGCUUUCUUUCAGUUAGCAGAAAUGGAUCCUCAUCUAGAUAGUUUCGGAGAGUGGGGAAAACCUGUCCUCAUUUUAUUCCUCAUUUGUCUAAUCUUCUUUCCUGCAAGUUCAGUUUAUAGUGCGCGUUGGCAUUUCAGGCCCACGUCGUAAAUUUUGCCGUCUUUUCCAGAACCUCCCACCUCCCUCCAUGAUCUGCCCUAAGUCUCGCAGAAAGGCAGGGGUGGGGGAGGAGAGCUGAACAGCCAGGUUGAGCCUCUCUAUUUUCGCUGGUGGAGAUGUCUUCAAGGCAUGAAACAGCUUGAAGGAGCAGAGAAGAGGAAGAGACUUCGCAAAGGCACGAUAAUUAUAAACACCUGGGCUGGGGCGGAGGCCCUUUUCUCCUCAGCUCCCUGAGUUUGGCUCCAUGAAUGGAUCCCUUGCUUAACGCUUUGGAUGAUUGUCUGCUUCUCAAUAAUUGAAAGUUGGUGGUAGUUGUCUUCUUAAUGAUGUAGAAGGCUCAAAAAUAAUUACAUUAUGCUUCUAUUCUAUCACUAAAACAAAUCAUUAAAACUAAUUUCUACCUAAUUGUUAAUUAUAAUUAUGCUCCGAAGCCUACUUAAUGAGCCCUGGCUGUUCUUACGUAGUAGCACCAUCAGAGAAAUUACUCUCACAAGAGAGGAGGCUUAAAGAUUCUUUCUUAUGAAAGCCAAGCUUGACAAGGGAGAAGAGAAAUUUUUUUUUUUAUUAAUAGCUCAGGUUAAAAAUACUCAUUUAAACAAAAGCAAGAGCAUUUGUAAUGGGCGAUGUUUGUACAAAUAGCACAUUUGUGAUAUGUUGUGGAGUAUCUCUCUUGACAGCUAAGUCCUUUUGAGGAAGACUGGGAAUGGCCAUGCCUUCCAUUCAUAAAAGUGUAUCUGAUUUGUAAUCCUACUAUUGACUUGUAAGCACAGUUCCCCCGGAGUCUUCAACUCCUGUUUUGAAGUCCUGAUUUAAGCAUCUGCCCGUUGACUUGGAAGGUAGUUUUUAUUUUGUUCUGUUUCUAAGUUACCACGACUUUAAAAAAAAAAAAAAAA
This is a messenger RNA of Mustela erminea (ermine), 2331 nucleotides long. It is a transcript of the gene SSPN, whose product is annotated as sarcospan. Lineage: Eukaryota; Metazoa; Chordata; Mammalia; Carnivora; Mustelidae. The coding region runs from base 111 to 839 and encodes 242 amino acids. The transcript is spliced from 3 exons. The record is from RefSeq and is a predicted model, not a curated record. Gene Ontology annotation, cellular component: sarcolemma; dystrophin-associated glycoprotein complex.